Messenger RNA from Aplysia californica (California sea hare), 4264 nucleotides. RefSeq names its product TNF receptor-associated factor 3. Bases 282 to 1928 code for a protein of 548 amino acids. Gene Ontology annotation, cellular component: plasma membrane signaling receptor complex. NCBI's taxonomy places the organism in Eukaryota, Metazoa, Mollusca, Gastropoda, Aplysiida, Aplysiidae. Gene Ontology annotation, biological process: tumor necrosis factor-mediated signaling pathway; protein K63-linked ubiquitination; regulation of apoptotic process. Gene Ontology annotation, molecular function: protein binding; zinc ion binding. The transcript is spliced from 13 exons. The record is from RefSeq and is a predicted model, not a curated record.
CAAAGAAUUCGAUAAUUUUGCCUCAACUGAGUGAUAAGUGAAACUGCAAACUCCUGGAUUCUAGAAUCUAAAUUUGGCUGUUGAAAGCUUUCUAUUGAAGGAACAUUUUAGGCAGCUUCGAAAUUUGGAAAAAACAUUCAUGUGUCAGCUUUUGAUUGAGUGAUUUCUUGGCCAUUUCCGUUCCUUUUUACAUGAGAAUCUAGAUCUAGACUAGGCCUAGGUCUAGAUCUAGACAUUGAGACAGUGACAGUGUUACUACUGCGAGUAGUCCACUGAAGAGAAUGUCAAAUGGUGACAGUUCUGGCUUUGGGGCUGCUGGUGUAGAAUUUUCAGAUGCCUUCCCAAGUUCAGAUUACCAAAGUAACAACAGUGGAGCUGGCUCUGGGAGUUUUUCAUUACUGGCAGUGGAUCCCAAGCUUGUCCGACACAAUGAGAAGUACAUAUGCCCCAUCCACAAAGGUCUCCUGCGGGACGCGGUGCAGACUUCCUGUGGACACCGGCUGUGCUUUGCCUGCGUCAACGACUACCUGGGUACUGAGACUUCCAAGAUGUGUCCAGCGGGAGAGGAUGACUGCGAGUCAGUGACCAGGGACACUGUUGUGCCUGACCCUGGCUUCCGGAAGGAGAUAAGGAGGGUUCUUGUCUUCUGUAGCAAUGAGAAUGAGGGAUGCAAGGAACAGCCCCAACUUCAACAUUUGCAGAGUCAUUUAUUAGUGUGUGAUUACCGCAAGGUGGCAUGCCCUUACACUGUACGUGGCUGCCCCAACGAUGAGGUCGUUUUGGCCAAUUUAGAAAAACAUAAAGCUGACUGUGACUUCCGACCUAUCUCCUGUGAGUUGUGUGGCGUGGUGCUGAAUGCAAAGGACAAGAAGAGUCAUGAUAAAGAAUCGUGUCCAGAAGCAACAGUUACAUGUCCUUACAACUGUGGGGUAAAAAACUUGAAGAGGAAAGACCUGGAGAACCACAAGCUGACGUGCCCCAAAAGGCCGACAGAGUGUCAGUACAAAAGUCUAGGGUGCACAUUUUCGGGUGAUAAGAAGGAUGUUCAAGAGCAUGAAAAGAACAUGCAUCUUCAUUUUGAGGUUCUUCUCAAGUGGGUCAUCAACAGUGAAAUUGAGAAGCGACUGCACAACACAGAAAUACGAGAAAUGAAGGCACAGGUUUUGGAGUUACAGACAAUCAACGAGAAUCUGUCCAAGCAAAUAAAAGAUAAUCACAAAGAUGCCAGGCUGAAGAUUGUCUCUCAGAUUGAGAGGAGUAUUCAAUUCGAGAGCACGGCUAACACGCAGAUUGCCGAACUGAAGGCAGAGCUUCAAACAGAAAUAACUGCUCUGAAGUCUCAACUUGAACCCCUCUCUUCUCAAGUGACUGCUCAUGAUCGGGAAAACUCUGGGCGAGAGAUUCGCCUGGCUGAGAUGGAUCUCCGUUUCCAGAUGAUUGAGACUGCUAGUUAUAAUGGGAAGCUUUUGUGGAAGAUCAGAGACUUCACCCAAAGGAAGAGGGAUGCAGUCCAGGGUCGUACAGUGUCCCUGUACAGCCAGCCGUUCUACACCAGUCGCUUUGGCUACAAGAUGUGUGCCAGAGUGUAUCUCAACGGGGACGGCAUUGGCCGGGGGUCACACAUGAGCCUGUACUUCGUGGUGAUGAGAGGAGAAUAUGAUGCUCUCUUGGCCUGGCCAUUCCAGCACAAGGUGAGUCUGAUGCUACUUGACCAGUCCACGGAGAAGCGCCACAUGAAGGAUGAGUUUUACCCUGACCCCAGCAGCACCAGUUUCCGGCGUCCGGUCAACGCAGAGAUGAACGUGGCGAGCGGCUGCCCGCUGUUUGUGGCACACACGGUGCUGGACAACCCCAACAACCAGUACAUCAAGGACGACGUGCUCUUCAUCAAGGUCAUGGUUGAUACGAGUCAGCUGCCGCCGCUGUGAGAGCCCCGUGGCAGCAGACCGGAAAUCCUCUCGCCGAUCCACAAAGGGGUUUCCCUCGUACCUCCUCCCUCUUCAAUUUUUUAUUCAGAUGAAUAGGAGGAUUGGGCCUUGUUUUUUUCGCCACCGUAGAUUUGUGGAUUCUGGCGCGUUAUAAAUUCAUUCAUUGUUAUUGUUAUCAUUUCAAUAUUCGACGUAUUUGAGUAGUGUUUGCUCUUUCUGCUGAUCAUUCGAAGACUGCCUCUCAAAUCAAAUAGUUUUUUAUGGCAAUGAGGAUUUUGAGAUUUUGAUUUCAUUUUUAAAAAAUGCUGGACAAAUGGAUUUAAAAGGUGGUUUACACCAAGAUAAUUUUCUCUACUGCACAUUUCCUUUUGAUGUGUUGGCAGGUAGCUCACACAAUACCUUUUACUGCCUCAAAUUCACACACUGUCAAAAAAGAUUUUUUGUCAAAAGUGUCACUGAAAUAUCAGACUCUUUGGGUUUCUUUUCCGCAGUCUUUUCUGAACACUUCUGCAUUUUCAGACAUUUUUACUGAUCAUUCGUAAAAAAGUUAAUCAUCCCACCAGAAACUAGAUUGUGAGAACUGAAAAUGGGUUUGAGAAAAACACAAGGCGUUUUUGGCCGCCGUUUUGAAAUUUACAUAGACUUGACAGUUACUUCAUUUCAAGCUUGAAUUUGGUGCAACUCUCUGAGAUUGCUAUUUUUGUUUAUGGCUCUGCUAUUUUUAAAAAUUUGACUCUUGUUUUGAUAACAAACCUGGGUAAGUCAAGCAUAUGUUUUUCUUUACAACUGAAAAGGCUUAUGCUUGCUUCUUACUCUCACACUGUUUUUUCAUGGCACACUGAGCAAAAACAAUCACUAUAUAUAUGAACGUGUAAAUUUGAGUAGUGACAUUGCUUUUGCACCUGUGGUGUUAAGAUUUUAGAUGAAAAGAUUUUCACACAAUUUUUUCAGUGCUCUAUCAGAAAUUUGAAAUUUUAAGAUUUAGAUACCUUGAAAGUAGCAGGUUACAAAAAUAUGGCCAAAUGAAGAAUGUGCUUGUCAUUCUCAGAAUCCUCCCAGAAAAGGCAAUAAGCAGGGUCUCCAUCAGUUUUGCCCUAGAAUUUAGUUCCUGAAAAGUUUUUGACUCUUUCUAAUUUUGCUUAUUUGGCAGCAAGUGUCCUUGUUUUUAGUUGUAUGUGCACUCAGAGCAGCUUUUAUGAGAACAAUGAAGUAAUGAUGAUAAAAAUCUUUUGGUGUGUUGUUGAAAGUGUGUUUAAAAACAUUUUUUUCAAUGUGUUUGAAACUGAGUCCUUGACAUUUGAAAGCCUGUCUUUUGUACUGCUCACCUUGGUUGUUUUUUUCCAGUUCGCAGAAAUAUUUCCUGUGUGAUGAUGAAUAUGAUGACACCGUAACCAAUAUGAAUCUGAUUUUUGUGUGGUCUUUUUACUGCCUGUACGUUUCUCUAUACAGUGUAUUUAUUAUUUUCAAUUGCGUGGGUUCUUUUCUGCAAGUGGUCAUGGCUUUUUUAAAUUGAGUCUUGAUUUCACUUUUUAACUGAAUUUUUUAAAGUCUUCUGUUCAAAGCUUACGUGGCUGCCCAAACUGCCUGAAAUAUUGUUUUUCAAGGUGAUAAUUUCCCCUGAAGAUGAUGAUUUUCCCUUUUAUAUCAUAGGUAUGUAGAAGUCUUCACCUCAAAAGUUGUUUCCUGCUAUGUCAUAAGAGAUUCUUGAUUCAUUUUUGUCUAUAUCAUUGUAAUUUAGCUCCUUAUCAGUUGGAUUAAAAAUAAAAAAAUGUGUGAUUCAUCUCCUUAUCAGUUGGAUUAAAAAUAAAAAAAUGUGUGAUUCACGUUACAGGACAGUAGGUCAUUAAUGUAUAUGAGUGUAGUGCACUCCAGUUUGAUGUUGUUCAUGAAAAGAUUUGCUGUGAUGUACCUGUUUUCGGAGUCCAAAACAUUAGCCGGCACCAUUAAUUUAGACCGAUGGGAAGAAAGAUGUUUCCAGACAAUGCGUGAAGAGUUUUCAUGUUCUGCAGCUUGAUGAGGGCUCUCGUUUGAUAUAAGCAGUUUGCCUCUGUUCGGUUUUACCAUUUUUUGUCCGAGAUUUUAUGCCUGUGUGUUAAGUCUCCCAUCUUUCAACGUCCUAGAGCUUUUGCUUUGACAUUCAUCGCUCAUUCUAAGGUUCUCAUCACUGUAUGCCCCUUCGGCCAAGAGGUUUGGGUAGAUGCACACCUGGUGGUACGGUCAGUGAGAGACGGUGGCCCCUGCCAUUUGUACAACUACUCCAACUUUCCCCAUGGCCGUGGUUGUUGGCACAGCGAAAACAAAAGAUCAUCAUUUAAAAAAAAAAAAAAAAAAAAAAA